Exophiala mesophila is the source of this 2332-nucleotide messenger RNA. RefSeq lists its product as uncharacterized. Lineage: Eukaryota; Fungi; Ascomycota; Eurotiomycetes; Chaetothyriales; Herpotrichiellaceae. Bases 247 to 2121 code for a protein of 624 amino acids. The record is from RefSeq and is a predicted model, not a curated record. The transcript is spliced from 4 exons.
AAGACUUUUGUCGGUCUUUGUCGUUAUGGCAGAUCCCUGGAUCUCUAACUGCAUGCGGACAGCAUCAUGGCUCAGCUAAGAUGCGAUGGAUGAGAGCCACGGCGGACAUUGAACAGCCUUGGGAUGUUUCAUAUAUUCAAUUCGUUUAUCCAUUUGUUCCUUUACACCUGCCUCCAAUGAUUCUGUCGUAGCAUCCGUCCUGAGAUUAUUGUCUUGGAUAAAAGCUCCUUCCUCAUAACUUGGACAAUGGAGCAGCUGGACCUCGUUGUCGUUGGCGCAGGGUGCUAUGGUCUCGCCGCCGCCAAGCAAUAUCUCAGCCAACACCCCUCCGCUUCUCUCGCCAUCAUUGAGACAUCAUCCUCCCUCGGCGGCGUGUGGGCUACCGAGCGCCUCUAUCCGGGUCUCAAGUCCAAUAACCUUCUAGGUACAUAUGAAUAUGCCGAUUUUCCCAUGACAACGGAGCGAUUCGGUGUGCGGCCGAGAGAGCACGUGCCUGGGAGUGUAAUUCAUGAGUACAUGGAGGCGUACGCUGAGAACUUCGGCAUUGCCAAGUGCUUACGAUUGAACACCAAGGUCAUAGCAGCCGAGCAUCUCCCUGAAGGUGGAUGGGUGCUUGAAGUGAGAGAUUCUGGUGACGAGGCCGGUCAAGUUGUCAAGCUCUCAACGCAAAGGUUGAUUCUGGCCACGGGUCUCACUUCCGACCCGUUUAUGCCACAUAUCCAGGGACAGGAAGACUACGACAGACCUUUAUUCCACAUCAAAGAUCUCCAGAAGCACAAGGAUACACUGGUUCCUGGUAAACGGGUUACUGUAUUCGGAGGCACAAAGACGGCUUGGGAUGCGGUGUAUACAUACGCUACACGAGGUGUACACGUUGAUUGGAUUAUUCGGCCUUCUGGGCAUGGCCCGGCAUGGAUGUCACCGCCUUUUGUCACACCGUUCAAGAAAUGGCUCGAAAAGCUCGUCAAUACUCGUCUGCUUCACUGGUUUGCCCCUUGUAUAUGGGCUCAAGACAGCGGUUACAAUGCCAUCCGGUGGUUCUAUCAUCGCACUCCCAUCGGGCGCGCUAUCACAAACGGUUUCUGGAACACCAUCGCCAACGAUGUUAUCAAUCUCAUGGGCUUCGAGAAACACCCAGAGUGCGCCAAGCUCAAGCCCACCGCGGAAGCCCUUUUCACGGGCACGAGCUUCAGUAUCCUCAACUACGACACCGACUUCUUCGAACCGAUCCGUAACGGCACUGUGAAGAUCUACCAAGCAGAUCUGUCACAUCUGAGCGAGGGAAAGGUCCAUCUUGAUGAUGCUGAGGAGACCGUGCUCGACUCGGAUGCUUUCCUCUGCUUGACGGGCUGGAAGCAGAAGCCUCGACUCAAGUUUCUUCCCGAGGGCAUUGAUCGCAAGAUCGGGCUUUCAUAUGCUCCUACGACCGCCGAUAAACAAUGCGGGCCGGAUGAGUGCCUUGCCGCACAGACUGACCUGAUCGAGAGAGCUGACGCAGAGAUCCAAGUUCGCUUUCCCCGGCUCAAGGUGCCGAUGAAGUUCAACCCAAACUAUGUUCCCCUCACCCAGACCAAGGCAUUCAAGCAGGACCCCAGCACUGAGGCCCAGACAGAGACUACCGGAUCAUCGAGCUUGACAACUUUCAUGCUCUACCAUUUCAUGGUCCCCGGCACCGCAGAAUUCCUUCGCACUAAGGACUUCGCGGUCGCAGGCGGCCUGCAAAAUUUUAGCAACAUCACGACCGCACACAUUCAAGGUCUCUGGAUCAGUGCUUUCUUCGAUGGCAAGCUCGCUCGAGACCCUAGCUCGGCUGUCACGCCCAAUGACGUUGAUUCAGAGAACGUAAAGGGUGAGCAUGCGAAGACGAUGACUCUGGACGAGGUACACUGGCAGACGGUACUACACAACCGCUUUGGUAAGUGGCGGUACCCAAACGAUACCGGGGCGAGACAUCCGGACUUUGUAUUCGAAGCGCUGCAGUAUAUGGAUAUGUUGAUGGUGGAUUUGGGAUUGAAGGUUCACAGAAAGGGAGGAUGGUUCAGGGAGAUAACAGAUCCAUAUGGACCGGAAGAUUAUCGGAAUAUCAAUGAAGAGUUCGAUGCGCUGUUUGAGAAAAAGUAAAGAUACUAGGUACCUUUGUCCUUAGCACUUAGCAUUUGCUAGUUGUUCUACCUAGAGCACAGAGCGGGCGGAGGAGAAAUGCAAGGGUUCUGGAAAGAAAGGUUUGUGACUUGAGGAAUGACCUCUUGCGUCGAUCCUCAAACCAGUCCAACAAACCAUAGACAGUCCCCGUGUAGAAGAGAUUGAAUUCGAAUUCCAACCAUUCCAGACA